This is a messenger RNA of Penicillium concentricum, 552 nucleotides long. RefSeq lists its product as uncharacterized. The transcript has a single exon. Bases 1 to 552 code for a protein of 183 amino acids. NCBI's taxonomy places the organism in Eukaryota, Fungi, Ascomycota, Eurotiomycetes, Eurotiales, Aspergillaceae. The record is from RefSeq and is a predicted model, not a curated record.
AUGACCAGUUUUCGACGAGGGCUCGCGAGAUUCUCAGCUCGAAGUGCUCAAUAUUGGGACAGACACGUCCUCUCAGCCGUUCCAAAAUUCCGACAAUUGCCCCGGGCGCAGAAUCCUAGCUCUCAGUCCGAGGCAGGUGUGGCACAUGGCAGCUCUGGUCACGCUCAGAGCUCAGCACUUAGCGCUAGUUCUGGACAUACUAGCCUGCCGACAAUUCUGACAGCUGCAGCGGACGCAGGAUGGGCUAUACCCUGCCAAACGGUAGACGAACAAGUCAUCAAUGACUCCCUGAUGAACCUCCUUGAAGCUCCUACAAUCAACGUCCCAGAAGUGGACUGUCGAUGGACUUCCGCCCGUAGACCAUUCGGUACUGUGUCGUUUGGUCAUAACCAAAUGACUGCCUGCGCCGACGGUUAUCUUGAAGGACAACAUAUCCGUGAAAUAUUCGCCAUCGUGGAAGUGAAGGCAGCGCAACGAGACCGUAAAGCACGUCCAAAUGUUCUAUGGCAGGACUCAGGAGGGGGCAGAAAUGGUAGCGUGGAUCCUGACUGA